Messenger RNA from Neomonachus schauinslandi (Hawaiian monk seal), 2017 nucleotides. It is a transcript of the gene METTL13, whose product is annotated as methyltransferase 13, eEF1A lysine and N-terminal methyltransferase. Gene Ontology annotation, molecular function: S-adenosylmethionine-dependent methyltransferase activity. The record is from RefSeq and is a predicted model, not a curated record. The transcript has 7 exons. Lineage: Eukaryota; Metazoa; Chordata; Mammalia; Carnivora; Phocidae. Bases 103 to 1947 code for a protein of 614 amino acids.
CUGGUGAUUGGGUGUGGUAACUCAGAGCUAAGUGAACAGCUGUAUGAUGUGGGCAUUCAGGAUAUAGUGAACAUCGACAUCAGUGAGGUGGUCAUCAAGCAAAUGAAGGAACGCAAUGCCAGCCGACGGCCCCAGAUGAACUUCUUGAAGAUGGACAUGACACAGAUGGAGUUUCCCGAUGCUUCGUUCCAGGUGGUGUUGGACAAGGGCACCCUGGACGCUGUCCUGACAGAUGAGGAGGAGAAGACCCUGCACCAAGUGGACAGGAUGCUGGCUGAGGUUGGCCGUGUCCUGCAGGUGGGCGGUCGCUACCUCUGCAUCUCCCUGGCUCAGGCUCACAUCCUGAAGAAAGCAGUGGGUCACUUCUCCCGGGAGGGGUGGAUGGUGAGGGUGCACCAGGUGGCCAACAGCCAGGACCAGGUGUUGGAAGCAGAGCCUCGGUUCUCCCUACCUGUCUUUGCCUUCAUCAUGACCAAGUUCAGGCCAGUCUCUGGCUCUGCCCUUCAAAUCUUUGAGCUAUGUGCUCAGGAGCAGGGCAAGCCUAUGCGGCUGGAGAGUGCCGAGCAGCUGGCCGAGGCGGUGCGGGAGCGGCAGCAGUAUGCCUGGCUGUGCAGCCAGCUGUACCGCAAGGCCGGGCUGGGGAGUGUAUCUCUGGACUUGUGCGAUGGGGACACGGGGGAGCCACGCUACACCCUCCACGUGGUGGACAGCCCCACUGUGAAACCAUCGCGGGACAAUCAUUUUGCCAUUUUCAUCAUCCCCCAGGGUCGCGAGACUGAGUGGCUCUUUGGCAUGGAGGAGGGUCGGAAGCAGCUGGCGGCCAGUGCAGGCUUCAGGAGGCUGAUCACAGUGGCCCUCCACCGAGGCCAGCGGUACGAAGGCAUGGACAGCAUUCAGGCCGAGCUGUCAGCCAGAGUCAUGGAGUUGGCUCCUGCCGGGAUGCCCGCCCAGCAGCAGGUGCCCUUUCUGUCUGUGGGUGGGGACAUCGGGGUCCGGACCGUUCAGCACCAAGACUGCAGUCCCUUGAGUGGCAGCUAUGUGGUCGAGGACGUGCAGGGGGAUGACAAGCACUACUUCCGGCGGCUGAUCUUCCUCAGCAACAGGAAUGUGGUGCAGUCAGAAGCCAGGUUGCUGAAGGAUGUGUCUCACAGAGCCCAGAAGAAACGGAAAAAGGACAGGAAGAAGCAGCGGCCUGCUGACGCUCCAGAGGACCUCCCCACGGCCCCAGGGCAGUCCAUUGACAAGAGUUACCUGUGCUGUGAACACCACAAAGCAAUGGUUGCGGGCCUUGCCCUGCUCAGAAACCCGGAGCUGCUCCUAGAGACCCCACUGGCAUUGUUGGUGGUAGGCCUGGGUGGGGGCAGCCUCCCCCUGUUUGUCCACGAUCAUUUCCCGAAGUCCUGCAUUGAUGCUGUGGAGAUCGACCCCUCCAUGUUGGAAGUGGCCAGCCGGUGGUUUGGCUUCUCCCAGAGCGACCGGAUGAAGGUCCAUAUUGCAGAUGGACUGGACUAUAUUACCAGCCUGGCAGGAAGAGAAGGUACUGCUCCCCACUACAAUGUCAUCAUGUUUGAUGUCGACAGUAAGGACCCAACACUGGGAAUGAGUUGUCCACCACCAGCUUUUGUGGACCAGCCUUUCCUGCAGAAGGUCAAAAGCAUCUUGACUCCUGAAGGUGUCUUUAUCCUCAACCUUGUGUGCCGGGACUUGGGGCUGAAGGACUCUGUGCUGACUGGGCUCAAAGCGGUCUUCCCUCUCCUGUAUGUCCGGCGAAUUGAGGGUGAAGUAAAUGAGAUCCUGUUCUGUCAGCUGCACCCGGAGCAGAAACUUGCCACGCCAGAGCUCUUGGAAAUGGCCCAGGCCUUGGAGCAGACCCUGAGGAAGCCUGGAAAGGGUUGGGAUGACACGUAUAUACUGUCAGAUAUGCUCAAGACUGUGAAGAUUGUGUGACUGCUGGGCUGGGAAUCUGCACUGCUUCUUGCCACACUGACCUUGGGCUCCUAGCCUUCCAGAGAUUGAA